AAGUGUGAAGGACAGAUUCCAUCAAAGGUCUGUGCUGCCUCAGUGCCAUUUCCUGAUCCUGAAACAGCUCAGGUCCUGUGUAGGAACCCAGUGCCCUUAACUUUACCCAGGGCAAGCAGAUCUAUAGUGUAGCAAACACCCCGUCAAUUAUUAACAGACCAGUGCUCUCAUUCCCCCGAGGUAACCAUAGCACCCAGCAGGCUGAAACUCAGCCAACAGUUGGGGACCUGCUGCAGCUGCCUUGUGGGAAAGACUACAAGUUAACCAAGACACAAACAUACCACUGACAGUGAGAGCAAGUGGACCUUUUUGACUCUAUGAACCCACCGGGAAGGGAAUAACACAGGUCGUUACUCUGGAGUGAUGGACACAUACCCUGUCUGUGGGGAGCAGAGGAAUGUCAUUGUCUUACUUGUUUUUUCAUUUUCUAGAUUUUAAGUUGAGUACGCCUCUUUUUGUGGAUUGUUUUUUUUUGUUUGUUUUGUUUGUUUUUUGUUGUUUUGCGAACUUGGACACCUGCAUGAAACAGCCGUGUGUGGCUGACAUACAGAAUGCAGUCAGACUGAAGCGACUGUAUUAGUGUUUUCUUUUUUCUUUUUUAACAUAAUAUCAUCAUGAAUCUGACGCAGCGAAUGAAACUACUGAAGCACUUUGGCUCUGUGCCCCCGGAACCUAAACCACCGCUGCUGGUGGUGCCUAAACCAGGCAUGGAGGAGCUCACAAUAUGGGAACAACAUACGAUAACAUUGAACAAAGAUUCCAAACUAGGGUUUGGCUUUGCCAUAUCAGGAGGCAAGGACAAGCCUAACCCAGACAAUGGGGAUACUGCUGUGGUGGUGUCAGAUGUGCUGCCAAAUGGACCAGCUAUGGGACGCCUGUUCACCAAAGACCAAAUUGUGAUGGUCAAUGGAGUGUCCAUGGAGAACGUCCACUCAAACUACACCAUUCAGACCCUCAAGUCAUGUGGCAAGAUUGCAAACGUUACUUUGAAACGCCCUCGCAAGAUCCAGAUCCCAGCGACCUCCAGGCCGACUCGGGCCGCCUCACAUUCCAACCUGCUGGACCAGGACCCCCCCAGACGAACACGACGCUACUCCGAUGGCAGCGACAACCGAGACAGCAACCGCUACAAUUCCCGUGCCCAGAGCAACUCACCCGACCGCAACGGGCAUGGAAACACACUGCCAUUGAUGUCAUCGGGGUACAAGAGGCUACCAUAUCAGGAUGUACCAGAGAAACCCAUCAAAACCACACUAAUUAAAAAGAGAGUUACAGAUGAGUACGGAUUGAAGCUUGGCAGCCAGAUCUUCAUCAAGCACAUGACAGAAACAGGUCUGGCUGCGAGGGAAGGAACUCUGCAGGAGGGAGACCUCAUUCUUAAGAUCAAUGGCAUGACGACAGAGAAUCUCUCCCUGCUGGAAACCAAGCACCUGGUGGAGAAGAGCAGGGGCAAACUGACCAUGACGGUCCUCAGGGACAACCGCAAGUUCCUGGUCAGCAUCCCAGAGGUGGAGGACAGCGCCCCCAACAGUGAGGACGACCACCGCAGAGACAGCAGCUCUGAACUGGAGGACAUUUCAGACAUUGAUGAAGACAUCCCCACCCACAGAACAUCCCGUCAACCCAAUAGAGAGAAACGGACACGCAGAACAAGAGCUGAACCUCCUCCACCAGCCAAGUCUCGGGACUCAUCACCAGUGCGCUCCACCCUGACUCGGCCUCCUGCAAGAACCUACGCCCCUCGCAGAGCUCCAUCUGAGUCGGAGUCAGACCACAGUGCCUCCCCUCCUCCUGUCAGGAGAAACAGUCCGGACAUUAGGGAUCAAUCCAGCAAGUACAAAGCUCUGUCUGGUAUGUCCGCCAUCCCCAACCCCCGGUCCUCUCCUGCUGUCCCCAACUGGUCCACCUCUCUCCCCACCUCCUCCACCUCACGACCUCGUAAACCGGUGUCCGAGUCAGACUCUGACCAUAGCGCAUCCCCUCCACCCCGCAGAGAGAGCCCCCGCCCAGACAGCAGAUACAAAGUCCUUCCUGAUCUGCCCCACACAGGGCUGAGAGGCUCCCCCAUCACUAUUCGUUCAGAGCCACCAAGGAGGGUCAACUCUCCAGUCAGAGUCCCACCCCCUGACUCUGAGUCGGAGUCGGACGGCAGCUCGGCGCCUCCUCAGAGGCAUAGCACCACUUAUAGUCAGGACUCCCUCAGCAGAUACAGAGUCCUGCCAAGUGUUUCCGUGGAGUCUCCACGAUGGAGCGUCCCCAGUGCUGCCGCCAGUAGUCCGCCACAGAAAGCUCGGUCAGAGUCCGACUCUGAGGCCAGUUACGCAUCUGUUCCUCGCAAGAACUCGACAGACAGCACAAACUCCAACACGGCUAAAAACCGAUACAGAGUCCUGCCUGAGGCAAAAAGCACUUCAGUUGAUAUGAUGCAGGAGCCUCCUCGUCGCGCUCCGUCGCCCACCAGACCACCUCCUGAUGAUUCCUCGGACUCAGACGAGCUGUCACAUCUCAGGAGGUCUGGGAGCUCUGAAAGGGGGCAGAGCCACCGCAGCAUCCCUCAUGCUGCUAAUGGAACUGUUACUGUCAGGUCUGGGAUUUCCGUGAAGAGCAACCCACCACUCUACUCUAAGCCUGCUGAAGAGCCCAUCUACUCCCUGCCUCCAGAUUCUUACCCAUCACCUAAUCCGGGGUACAGCUCAGACGUUCACACGGUGUCAUUCGUGAAGGACGCCAGCGUCGGCCUGAGGCUCGUUGGAGGAAACGAUGUCGGUAUAUUUGUUGGUGGAGUCCAGCCAAACAGCCCUGCGUAUGAACAGGGAAUGAAAGAGGGAGACCAGAUCAUGCAGGUAAAUAAAGUCGAUUUUGGUCAAUUCACCAGAGAGGAAGCAGCCAACUUCCUCCUGGACAUCAAGAAAGGAGAGCAGAUUCAAAUCUGCACUCAGCACAAGAUGGACAUUUAUAAGAGGAUCAUCAAGUCCAACCUGGGGGACAACUUCUACAUCCGCACCCACUUUGACCAUGAGGCAGACACCCCCAUCGGCCUGAGCUUCACCCGUGGAGAGGUGUUCAGGGUGGUGGACACGAUGCAUCGCGGGAAGCUGGGCAACUGGCUGGCCAUCCGCAUGGGGAACGACCUGCACGAGAUGGAUAAAGGCACCAUCCCCAGCCAGACCAGGGCUGAGGUGCUGGCGAACUUAGAACGGACUCAGCGGUCAACUGGGGAAAGGCAGGUGUCAGGACCGAGAGCUGAGUUCUGGAAACUACGGGGUCUCAGAGGAAACAAAAAGAACGAAAAGAACGUCCGUCGGACUCGUGAUGACCUGCUGCAGCUCACUAUUCAAGGCAAAUUCCCGGCCUAUGAGAGAGUCCUGCUCAGAGAAGCUAAUUUCAAACGACCCAUUGUCAUUAUGGGUCCUCUUAAUGAUAUCGCCAUGGAGAAGCUGGCCAGAGAGAUGCCUGAUGAAUAUGAAGUGGCUGACAUGGUUCCUCGCAGUGGAGGGGGAGACGGCGGCUCCACAGUUAUUAAGCUGGACACUGUUAGGAGAAUAGCAGAGAAGGACAAGCACCCCCUUCUGGACAUCACUCCCACUGCAGUGGAAAGGCUGAACUACAUCCAGUACCACCCGAUGGUCCUGUUCUUGGACCCUCACAGCCGCAAGGACGUCAAGGCCAUGAGGCAGAGGUACAACCCAAACUCCAACAAGAGCUCCAGACGCCUUUACUCACAGGCCCUCAAGCUGAGGAAACACUGCAGCCACCUUUUCUCAGCUCGUAUUGACCUGCAGCCCGGCUCCAGUCUUUGGUAUGAGAAUCUAAAGGAUAAGAUCCGCCACCAGCAGUCCAAACCUGUCUGGGUGUCUGAAGUCACGUUGGAGAGUGGUGGAGAACAGGACUUAGAUGCUCUGGACCAAACUCAGUCAGACUACCUCAGUGCUGCCAGUGACCUGGAGGACACUGAUGGAGAGGCCUUCACUGACGGAGAGGCCUACACCGACAAUGAGGACCUGGAGGAGGCUUUCCCCGCUCAGAACAUGGCCAGUCCCCCCAGACACUCCAGGGUAGCCGGAGCUGCCUUAGCCCGAUCAUCUGAGCCUGCCUCUGGGCACCGCAGCCCCACCAUGGACCCUGAGCCUCAAGCCGACACGUAUUCGCUCAGAGAAAUCCCACCGUUGAUGCACGUAACCGAGCCCAGGACAUCCCACCAGGAGAGUUACAGCCCGUCUCACAGCGCUGCUGAGGAGGAAGACCCCUCUCAUCGCAGUUUUACAGACUCAGAUUUCAGUGCCCUUGAUGCAGUUCCGCCAUCCACUCCAUCAGAUGGACCCCCGGACUUUGUAGCCCCCGACCCCUCGACUCGGUACUCUGUGAACGAGCCCUCGUAUGCUGAGGUGCAGCCUGAGAGCCCACAGCAUGCCAGCCUGUCUGCUAUUGAGGGGAAAUUACAACAGGCUCGCUCUGAAGACGCUCAGCCACAGGAACAAGCUGAGGAAAAGAAGGGCCCUCAGUUCAUCGUGCUGGCACAUCAUCACCAAGCAGUCCAGUUCAGGCGCACACAAAUCCGAGGCAGCGACAGCUCCGAUGAUGACGAGGACGAGACGGAUGACAUUGAAUGGGGACCUGCCACAGAACUCUAGAGUUCUGCUGAAGAUUAGCGCUGGAGUACACUGAUCUAAUGAGGGCACGGAAACGAUUUCACUCCUUCAGCAAACGCUUUGCUUCUUGGAUCAUUUUGAACGUUUUUAUGGCAGAAGCAGAGUUUUGUCUGAAGAUGCUGGUUGGCCUUGAUUAAGGGCCUUGUUCAGGUGUGGGAUAUUGAAUAGUCAACAUUACUACAACCUUGUAACAGGUUACCAAAAGGUUUAACAGUGCAAAGAAGGAACGGUUUCAGCAUGAAUGUUAAUAAAUAGCCUCACGUCAAACAAAUCAGUUUGAUUUUGUUACUGCUACUGUAUGAAACAUAUUAACAAGUUCAAGUUUUAUGAAAAAUCAUACUAAAUGAGUCUCUUUUCACAGAAAUAUGCCAGAAUGUUGUGAACUGUGUGGAUGCCUCUUUAACUUUUUCUACAUUAAACUGUUUUCCUGAUUUCUAA
This is a messenger RNA of Scatophagus argus, 5087 nucleotides long. RefSeq names its product tight junction protein 3 (gene tjp3). The transcript is spliced from 30 exons. Gene Ontology annotation, biological process: cell-cell junction organization; positive regulation of blood-brain barrier permeability; cell-cell adhesion. Gene Ontology annotation, cellular component: plasma membrane; bicellular tight junction. The record is from RefSeq and is a predicted model, not a curated record. NCBI's taxonomy places the organism in Eukaryota, Metazoa, Chordata, Actinopteri, Scatophagidae. Gene Ontology annotation, molecular function: cell adhesion molecule binding. The coding region runs from base 615 to 4631 and encodes 1338 amino acids.